Molecule: messenger RNA, 3832 nt
Organism: Seriola dumerili (greater amberjack)
Lineage: Eukaryota; Metazoa; Chordata; Actinopteri; Carangiformes; Carangidae
Product: protein FAM13C-like
Exons: 11
Coding region: 693-2267 (524 amino acids)
Source: RefSeq, a predicted model, not a curated record
GUGAUGGAGGGAGGGAGGAUAGCAGCAUCAGCAUCAUCCUCAUCAUCAUCAUCAUCAUCAGUGAACGUGCAGAACGAGAGGAUGAAAAUUCAAAACCUUCCAGCUCCUGUUUUACUGCUGAGCUCAGUCACACCGGGAGAUGGCUAAUUCCUGGACCCUCACUGGCUGACAUCGUAAGAACAGUUCAUAUUUCUGUGGAGGACGAAAUGCUUCGGGAUUAUAUUUCCACAAUUACUGCAACUGGCUAAUCGCUGGAGUGCGGAGCGUUAAAGAGAAAAACUACAGGAGAGGGAUAAAGGAUCAUAUUUCCGAACUCUUCAGUUGUAUAUGAGGUGUAACUGACUAAUCCCUGUAGGAGCUGGACAAGAGGGAGGCGUCAUGGCUUGUUUCACUGGAUGGUACCAGGUUAAUUCUUGGAUAGGAGAUGACUGACUCAUCCAUUGGAUUGUUGGGACAGUCUUCUUCCUGAACAACUCUUUACAUGUCCAUUUUAAGUACAAAUACAUCCGUGCCACACCUCCACACGUGGUGUUGCAGAGGCUGGGAUCUGGCUAAUACCUGGAAUCCUUGACCUGUAACAGCACCUCACUGCCCCAUAUACGGUACUCCAGUACCUGGACAUUUUCUGUAUCAAAGGUCUGUGUACAGCCUCCUCCUGGGACCAGGCUAAUCUCUGGAUCAGCGUGUCUGGCAUGUUCUGCUUCUGCCUGCAGAGUUCCCUGCUGAAGCUCCAGGCGCUGGAGGUGGAGGGGGGCCCCUCACUGGGUCCGUCCCCAGAGGAGAGCCCCCCUGCCCUGGGCAGCAAGGAGCAGAAGAGCCCCUGUGGCCUCGCCGAGCUUGGAGGGAAGGAGGGGAAGACGCUGGCUCUGUGCCACAGCGCUGACGAGAACAGCCCACCAGAGCUGCUGACGGUCCUGACCAGACCCCCCCAGUCCCCCAGACACCAGCCGUUAACCACCAUCCGCCCUGGCCAGCAGCCCCUGACCCCUGAUGGUGUUCUGUCCCCCAGCCCUCACCACUCCCCCUACUCCCCGCAGAGGAGCAGCCCUGGAGGUGAGGGGGGAGGAGGAGGAGGUGGGGGAGGAGAAGGAGGAGGUGGAGCUCUCCUCCAGCUGCUGGCGGGCGGUCCCAGCCCCCUCCCCUCCCCCCGAUGCUCCAGCCUCAGCCACAGCCUGAGGUUCAACUCCGACCCCGACACUGCGCCUUCACCGCCCUGCAGCCAGCAGUACAUACUGUCUCGAGGUCGAGGGGACAGGACUGAGGGAUCAGAGGACAUGUGUGUCCCCUCCAUCCCCUUCCUCACCAGACAGAUUCAGACCCUGAAGAAGAAGGUCCGCAGGUUUGAGGAUCAGUUCGAGCAGGAGAUGAACUACAAGCCAUCACACAACGAUAAAUACUCCAACCCAGAGAUGGUCCGAGUGAUGAGUGAACUGGCGAAGGCUCGCAAACAGCUCAAAGAGCUGAGACUCAGACAGUCGGUGUUCGAGUCGAAGGAGCAGGACGGUGCAGCAAACACAGACGUCUGCAGGUAUGGCUCCAGGCAGCAGGGGGCGUCGGAGCACAGACCAACACUGGAGGAAACAGUGGACUCUCUGUUCAGACGACUGAGGGAGAAGAGACAAGCUCUGGGUCUCCCCGACAACAUGAAGGAGAUGACUCAGGCUCAGAUGGUGUUGGAGAAGAUCACUCUGCAGAAAUGUCUGUUGUACUUAGAGAGUCUUCACGGCCGCCCGGGAACCAAACAGGAGAGGAACCUGGUGAAGCCUCUGUACGACAGAUACAAGAUGAUCAAGCAUUUACUGUGUGUCAGCCCCAUCACCACGAUAGAGGAAGAGGACGGAUCUGAUGAAGACUCGGUGAGCUCGAGGACAGUGGAUGAACUUCCUGUCCCGCCUCCUCCUCACAGAGCGACCCGACCAGCAGCCGGCGAGGAGGACAGUGACCGGGACAGCGACCCGGCCUUCGUGUCCCCGUUGGACGAGGUGAAAGCUGUCCAUCAACAAGCUGCUGUCACCACGGCCAACCUGCACGAAGCCUCCAGGUCUCAGCUGCUGCAGAGUCUGCGGGAGACAAGAGCAGAGAAGAAAAACAGGCGUAAAGCUCUCAGAGAGUUUGAGGACCAGUUUUACCGUCAGACUGGAAGAAUCUGCCAGAAAGAGGAUCGCACUCCCAUGAAAGAAGAAUACCAGGAAUACAAACAACUGAAAGCUAAACUGCGGCUGCUGGAAGUCCUCCUCAGCAAACAGAACGUCACUAAAACCAUGUGAGAGGAGACACUUCCCAACUGUAACUACUGGUACAUCUGUUUCUACUUCAGCGUGUGGAGUUACGGGACAUGUUUCUGACAGUGACUGACUUCUAACCGCUUCCUCUCCAAACUAAACAUUUGUAAAAAGAGUUUUACAAAGUGUAAAAAGAGACAAGAUGUUACACAGUAAACCAGCAUCCUACAGUGUUUGUCCACCUGCUUCUUCAAGUCUGAAUGAUUUUGUAAAACUGCUCCACAGGUAACUGUAAACACGUCUUUUUUUCCUGGACAUGAGUGUGAUUUAACGGACCAAAACAUUUUUAUAUGACACUAAACAUCUUUGAGUGUGUCACACUGAGAGCACGUUAACCUGUGGAGGACUAAGACGAGAGCUGAUGUACCACAUGAGCUGUGUCCCAGUUCAGGGUCUCGUCUUUCAGAGGAAGCAUCUGAAGACAGACUGUGUCAUAGCAACGACACUGUCCAGAUGUGUCCUUCUUUUCCUGAACCACGAAAGAUCCACCUGUUGCAUCUUUCGUGGUCCAACAUACGUGACACAACGCGAAAAUCCUCCGUAGACCAGACCGUCUCAUUCCAGUUCAGCCUCUGAACUGGGUCACAGCUGCUGACCUCCUCUCAAACAUCCAGAUACUGAACCCUCUUGGAAAUUUUAACCCCAAAAACUGCAGUUUGAGAAUAAAUCACUGGGUCCAUUUACUACUUGUUCUGGAGCUUUUAACCAUAUAACAAGAGUUUUCUUGGUUGCCAUGGACUAGUUUGACAUCUCCAGUUCUCUCCAAUCUCUGGUUCCAUGAUAACUGAGGUAAUCCAAACCAGCUAAUAACCAAGCGCUCCCAGUUCACCUCUGGAGCAGCUGCUGAGGUUCAAUGUCUUGUUGAACAUAUGCAUGGACUGGAAACAUCUGGAAACAAAGAUGCAAUGUACAAAUUAUUGCCAGUAGAGAGAUGCAUCUGUAUUUAUAUCAUAGCACUUUGAUGUUGAAAAGGGGAAUUUAUUUUUAUCCAAAAUCUAAUGUUAAUAUGCAACAUGGUCUGUGUUUCCAGAUGAUUGAUGGUGUCUUCUAUUUUUCACAAACAGAGUCUGUCAGAGAAACUUGAGUCGGCUGUAAAUAAUCUCGACUGUGUCUCUACUGAAUGUUGAGGUAAAGGGCUCAACCAAACCACAGAGUAACAAACAUGGAGAGUGAGCUGUGUCUCAGUAUCCAUCACAAUCUGAUGUGACAUGAAGUUUUAUUAAAGACGAAGAGUUUCCUAAAUGUGACGUCCAGUUCAUCACCAAAUGUUGGAGCCGUUUCAAGGAAAUGAUUCAAUAUAAUCUGAUAUAAUCUCUCAAAACCAGCGAAGAUGAGUUUCAUCACAAAGUAAAAGGGAAAACGGUUCAGCUGUAGUUUCACCUUCAGCGUGUUCCUGACGUCUGUGGUGACGGUUUCCUGCCCUGAGCUGUUGAAGGCUGUCGAUGUUCUGACCUUAUUCAUGCUUGACAGUUAAAUGUGGACUCAUGCUGUGAUGACGACAUCGUCCCUGUGUUGUGUCAUUCUGGUUUGCCUCAUGAAUUUCUACACAA